Dufourea novaeangliae is the source of this 1312-nucleotide messenger RNA. RefSeq names its product 39S ribosomal protein L37, mitochondrial (gene mRpL37). Lineage: Eukaryota; Metazoa; Arthropoda; Insecta; Hymenoptera; Halictidae. Gene Ontology annotation, molecular function: structural constituent of ribosome. Bases 83 to 1294 code for a protein of 403 amino acids. The record is from RefSeq and is a predicted model, not a curated record. Gene Ontology annotation, cellular component: ribosome; mitochondrion. The transcript is spliced from 7 exons. Gene Ontology annotation, biological process: translation.
AGUGCUUGCAGUUGAUGUUAAGAAAAACAGCAUACUCGUCUAUAUUAUUAUUACUAUUAGUGCCAAUCAGAGAUAAGUAACAAUGAAGUUUACUCAAGUACUUCAUAAACACCAUCUAGGUAGGGCAAUACGAAUGAUGUGGCAAACAGGCCGAACAAGACCUGUACCAGUUACUAAUGCAGAAGAAAUUUUAGUAUCUCAGGGUUUCAAAGUAGAGGAUGCUUUAGAAGUAAUAAAACCACCAAAACCAUUUCCAAGAGUUGACGUGCCUUCCAUAGAGCAUGUAGACCCAGAUUGGAAGGAAAGAAAUUGUUUGAUAUAUAAAGAGCAUCAUCUUUUACAUGGAGGUACAUCACAAGCCCUUCAAUUGACAAAAACAUUAAAAAUCGAUGAUGAAAUUCCAUCAAGAGUAAAAGAUUUGAUUGCAGACAUCCCAGAACAUAUAGAUGAUAUAGUACAACGAAAUGUUUACACAUCCACUAUCUAUGAUGCACAGCAGGUAAAAUUACCAAAAUUGAAAGAUCCUAAUAGACCAAGUUGGGUAUUUCCUAGACAAUAUGGAAUAACAAGUACAAGGAAGAUGCAUAACAUAACAAAAAAAUUUUUACAAUUGUGUGAAUCAUUAUGUGGACUUAAUAUUGCACAAAAUCGAUCAAUGGUGCAUGAUGGAAUUUUAUCUAUGUGCAUAGAUAAAGAAUUAGACGUUAUAAACUUUUCAUUAAAAAUGGAUCUAAUAAUGACAUCAUUAAUGCCUUUAACACCAAUAGUUGAUGCAAGGGCAAAUAGUGAGCUUGAAAUUCCUGAUAUUCAUCCAUUACAUUGUACUGUUGGUAUAGUGCAAACAAAUUCUUAUAAGAACGAGGAUAUAUACCCAAUUGUUACGAAUUCUGUGAUGAAGAAUAUUCACACAAUAUUUAUAAAUAAUAAUCCAGAAGAAGUAAAAAAUAUAACAGAACUUCCAGUCUUUGAAGACCAAAUUCAUGCACGGUCAUUGAUAGAAUCAUUUACAGCAGCAGGAACUUAUGCUCGACAAAGGUUCGGAUUAGAUGUAAAAGAAUUACCAGAACCUGUUGUUGUACAAUGUAUUCAAUCGGAUAAUCAAAAUUUUCAUUUCUCUGUAUAUCAACUGAAUACAUUAGAUGUUGAUGGUGUACAGGGGAUAAAAAAUUUUUGGUGGUCAGCACCAACAUUAAAACUGUAUGAAAAAUCGAAGUAUGAAAAUGGAAAACCAUGUCUUUAUGAAUACAACAAUGAAGUAUUUAAAAGAUUUCUUGCUUUCUAUAAGAAUUACUAAAUAAAAAUAUUUAUUAUU